AUGUAUGAGGACUGCGUGAAGUCCACAGAAGACUAUUACCUCUUCUGUGACAAUGAGGGGCCAUGGGGCAUUGUUCUGGAGUCCUUGGCGGUGAUUGGCAUCGUGGUCACAAUAUUGCUACUCCUAGCAUUUCUCUUCCUCAUGCGGAAGGUGCAGGACUGCAGCCAGUGGAACGUGAUGCCCACCCAGUUCCUCUUCCUGCUGAGUGUGCUGGGGCUCUUCGGACUUGCUUUUGCCUUCAUCAUUCAGCUCAACCAACAAACUGCCCCUGUCCGCUACUUCCUCUUUGGGGUUCUCUUUGCUAUCUGUUUCUCCUGCCUCUUGGCUCAUGCCUCCAACCUGGUGAAGCUGGUCCGGGGUAGAGUCUCCUUCUGCUGGACCACAAUUCUGUUCAUAGCUAUUGGUGUCAGCCUGUUGCAGAUCAUCAUUGCCAUAGAGUAUGUGACCCUCAUCAUGACCAGAGGUUUGAUGUUCGUGCACAUGACACCCUAUCAGCUCAAUGUGGACUUUGUCUGUCUCCUCAUCUAUGUCCUCUUCCUCAUGGCCCUCACAUUCUUUGUCUCCAAGGCCACCUUCUGUGGCCCCUGUGAGAACUGGAAGCAGCAUGGGAGGCUCAUCUUUGCCACCGUGCUGGUCUCUAUCAUUAUCUGGGUGGUGUGGAUCUCCAUGCUCUUGAGAGGCAACCCUCAGCUCCAGCGGCAGCCUCAGUGGGACGACGCAGUCAUCUGCAUCGGCCUCGUCACCAAUGCGUGGGUUUUCCUGCUGCUGUACAUCAUCCCUGAGCUGAGCAUCCUCUACAGAUCGUGUAGGCAGGAGUGUCCUCCACAAGGCAACGCCUGCCAGGUGCCAGUCUAUCAACGCAGCUUCAGGAUGGAGAACCAGGAGCUCUCCAGAGCCCGAGACAGUGACGGAGCUGAGGAGGAUGUAGCUCUAACUGCCCAUGGUACUCCCAUUCAGCUGCAGACUGCUGACCCCAGCCCGGAGUAUCUCAUCCCACAAGCUACACUAAGCCCACCGCAAGAUGCAGGAGUAUAG
Molecule: messenger RNA, 1035 nt
Organism: Cricetulus griseus (Chinese hamster)
Lineage: Eukaryota; Metazoa; Chordata; Mammalia; Rodentia; Cricetidae
Source: RefSeq, a predicted model, not a curated record